AGGACAUGUUUCCACUACUAUAAAGAGGUUUUUUUCUUUUUUUUUGUAGGUUUUUUUUGUUGUUCUGAGAAAAAAGUUCAGAGGACCACCGUGUCGUUUUUUUCCCUCCAAAAUAUAUGAUUGAUGGGUAGCUUGCACCGGCACCGGUUAUCCCUAAUAAAAAUGAAAAUUGUAAUAAGCUUUGUUAAAAUGCAUAAAAUGUUGCGUGUGAUUGGGUAACACCUUUAUAAGAUCCCUAAUUGCUGCUUUAGUUGCUGUUUAAGAACCACAACAGACUAAAUCCUCCGUGGUCACUGUAACCUUCUCAAACCCUAAAAUUGUAAAGUUCGCUUCCAUUCAUCAAAUCCACCGCCGCUGGUUCAACACAAAACCCGUCUCUCUUUUUGUUGCUGCGUUUUGAAGCUGAAUCGAGUUUUGAUUUUGGCAGCAGUGCCAAGGAUUUUGGGCACCUGGAAAACUGCAUGGCGGUUACAGUUGUGUUCAAACAUUUUUUCUGUAAUUUCCUGCAGUAUCAUAGGUUUUUAGGGUAAGUGACUGAAAGAGGCUUUGGCAAUAGAUUGGAAUAUAGGUUAGAUUCAAUAGGUACAUUCAAUUAGAAAAAUUAAAGCUUAUUGUAAGAUAUAUAGAGACAAAGAAACGAGGAUUUUCUGGGUGGUUAUGUAACAUAUAUUUAGACAUAUAGAAAGGUGCUUUUGCGGGGUGAUCUUAGAUUAUCACUAUUAGUUUGCAGUGUAUUUGGAGCCUCUGCAUCUUUCUUGUCUAGGAGGUGUUUUUCCAUUUUGGGAUCCGGGAUUGAUGGAUGUAGUAAAUGAUUUUCAUAUGGGAGGUUCAACCAGUACAGAGGAUGUAAAUUUGUCACAGAAGCGGAAAACCCCGAAAAGGAAGAAACAAGAAUUUAAUUCGACAAAGCAGAAUGAGAAGAGCAAACGGAAGAAGACAACACAUAAUCCUAUUGAAGGCAAUAAUAGCGGUUGUGGCACUUCAGAGAAUACUUUUUCACCAAAAGCUUCUGUUCCUGCAUUGGAUAUGCAGUCAGGACAUCCAAUUCAAUGUUUUUCCACUGAUCCAAUAACAAGUCAAUCUUGUGAGGAAGUGGGUUUUCGUCAAGGAGGUCACGAAGAAAAGGAGCAGAAGAUGAUAAAUGCAACUGCAGAAAAAGCUUCCUCACCUGCAUUGGAUAUGCUGUCAGGACAUCCAAUUCAAUGUCUUUCCACUGAUCCAAUAACAAGUCAAUCUUGUGAGGAAAUGGAUUUUUAUCAGGGAGAUCAAGAAGAAAAGGAGCAGAAGAUGAUAAGUACAACUGCAGCAAAAGCUUCCAUACCUGCAUAUGAUAUGCUGUCAGGAAAUCCAAUUCAAUGUUUUUCCACUGAUACAAUAACAAGUCAGUCUUGUGAGGAAGUGGCUUUUUGUCUGGGAGAUCAUGAAGAAAAGGAGCAAAAGAUGAGCAAAACAACUGCAGCUAAAGCUUCCACUCCUGCAUUGGAUAUGCUGUCAGGACAUCCAAUUCAAUGUUUUUCCACUGAUCCAAUAACAGGUCAAUCUUGUGAGGAAGUGGGUUUUUGUCUGGGAGAUCGUGAACAAAAGGAGAAAAAGAUGAUCAAUACAACUGCAGCAAAAGCUUCCUCCCCUGCAUUGGAUUUGCUCUCGGGACGUCCAAUUCAACGCUUUUCCACUGAUCCAAUAACAUGUGAAUCUUGUGAGGAAGUGGGUUUUUGUCAGGGAGAUCAUGAAGAAAAGGAACAGAAGACAAUGGAUACAACUGCAGAAAAGCAGCAUAACGUUUCAGAAGUAAGCUGCAACCACACUUCUGUUGCAGCAAGUCCGGAGCCUUUUUCGAAAGAGUGUGUGCCAGAAGUUGUAAAAUUGAGUACUGAGCAUAGCAUAAAUGAUAACAUUUCCAACCCGGAGGAUAAGAAUAGUUUUGUAAAUGAUACAAGUAUGAUGAAGGAAGAUGUUGAUGACCCAGCACAUUAUGAAUUGUCCGAUAUAAACAUGUGUUAUAAAGCCUGUACAAGGAGACAAAUGGUUGAUGCUGAUUGUAGGAGAAGCAGUGGUGACCAUAGUCCUGAAAGUGCUAACAAGGAACCGACUUUUCAGGAUCAUGACAAGGAUCAUUCACACCAAUUUUCUGAUGGAUCAUUGAGAGUUGGCUUGAUGGAUGGAGAAACAAAACUUUCAUUUGAUCAAGUUACCUCACAUAGUGGAGCUGCAGCUGAGGAAAUAAAGUUGAGCACUGACAUCAUUGAUGAGCAAAGAUUUAUUACUACUUCUGUUGUAGACAUUCCUGUGGAGCAUCUCGAAGCGGAUGGUAGACAACAGGAUGAUACAGAGAUUACAAGAAGCAAUCUGUGUUGUGCAGGUGAGCAAAUAGAGUUGAACACCGACAACAUUGAUGAGGAAAGGUCUAUGCCUGCCUCAUCUGCAGUUGGCAUUCAUGCGGAGCAAGUUGAAACUAAUGGUAGACAGCUAGAUCAUGCGGAGAUUACAAGAAAUGAUAUGUGUUGUGCAGGUGAUGUUUCUGAUUUAAGCUUAGACACAGUGAGAGAUGGUCAUUUAAAGAUUUCACAAUUCUCACUAGACAGAAGUGGUUUGGGGAACCCAAAGAAGAAGCUUCUCAUCCUUGAUGUGAAUGGACUGCUUGCUGAUUUUGUCAGUAUCCAUGACACUAGAACAAGGUAUAGGCGAGAACGAGAGCCAGAUUUUAUACUGAAAGGGAGAAAAGUCUACAAGAGGCCCUUUUUCGAGAAUUUUCUACAGUUUUGCUUGGACAGAUUUCAUGUAGGAGUAUGGUCUUCUAGAGCCAAGUGCAAUGUUGAUGAAGCAAUCAAAUUUCUUAUGGGGAAAUCUGCAUCCAAACUUCUCUUUUGUUGGAAUCAGUCCCACUGUACUACAACUGAAUUCACUACUGUUGAGGAUUUACACAAGCCCCUUGUGUUGAAGGAACUUAGAAAAUUGUGGGAAAAGGAAGAAGCCGAUCUACCAUGGGAGAAGGGAGAGUUUAACGAGUCCAACACAUUAUUAUUGGAUGACUCCCCUUACAAGGCACUAAUGAAUCCUAUGCAUUCAGCUAUAUUUCCUUAUUCUUACCGAUACUUCUACACCAGAGACUCAGAAUUAGGACCAGAAGGUGAUCUUCGGAUUUAUCUAGAAGGGUUGGCUUUAGCUGAGAAUGUAAGAAAGUACGUGUCAGAAAAUCCUUUUGGGCAACGGCCGAUAAGAGAAGCAAAUCCAUCAUGGGGUUACUACCGUAGAGUUAUAGAAUCAGUUCAAAAGAAGCGAUCAGGCACUGCAUUUGUUUAAUCACUCUGAUGAAUGAAAUGACGUUCAGUUUUGAUUUAAAAUAGAUCAGUUUUGUUUACUUA
Vigna angularis (adzuki bean) is the source of this 3362-nucleotide messenger RNA. RefSeq lists its product as uncharacterized. The coding region runs from base 796 to 3300 and encodes 834 amino acids. Gene Ontology annotation, molecular function: phosphoprotein phosphatase activity. Lineage: Eukaryota; Viridiplantae; Streptophyta; Magnoliopsida; Fabales; Fabaceae. The record is from RefSeq and is a predicted model, not a curated record. The transcript is spliced from 10 exons.